Messenger RNA from Solanum lycopersicum (tomato), 1439 nucleotides. Its product is annotated as E3 ubiquitin-protein ligase SP1. Gene Ontology annotation, molecular function: ubiquitin-protein transferase activity. Gene Ontology annotation, biological process: organelle organization; protein ubiquitination. Lineage: Eukaryota; Viridiplantae; Streptophyta; Magnoliopsida; Solanales; Solanaceae. The record is from RefSeq and is a predicted model, not a curated record.
UCUAAAUCAUGGUAAAACAAAACUUCAUUUUCAUCAUUUAUCUCAUACUCCCAAAUUAUUUUAUGGCUACAAAAAAAAAAAAAAAAAAAAACGAAGAAGAAGAAGAAGAAGAAGUGGAUGGAUGGAUUAUAGAGUUGUUGAAGGAGAGGUUUAGGUUCUAUUAUCCCUUCGAGCUACCGGAAAUGGUUCCAUGGGCCGGACUCUCUUGCUGUUUGAGUGCAGCUGCUCUUUACCUUCUCGGUAGGAGCAGUGGAAGAGAUGCUGAAGUUCUUAAAUCCGUUACAAGGGUUAAUCAAUUGAAGGAUCUUGCACAACUACUAGAUACUGCAUCCAAGGUGUUGCCUCUGGUGGUUACUAUAUCUGGAAGGGUUGGAUCAGAUACACCAAUUAACUGUGAGUACAGUGGUCUACGAGGCGUGAUUGUGGAAGAAACUGCCGAACAACAUUUUCUGAAACACAAUGAUGCAGGUUCUUGGAUACAGGAUUCUGCCUUGAUGCUCUCAAUGUGUAAAGAAGUUCCGUGGUACCUGGAUGAUGGCACAGGUCGCACUUUUAUUGUUGGUGGCCGUGGUGCCACGGGUUUGGUACUGACAGUUGGAAGUGAAGCCUUCGAGGAAGCAGGGAGAUCAUUUGUGCGAGGGACAUUGGAUUAUCUUCAAGGUCUUAAGAUGCUUGGAGUAAAGAGGAUUGAACGUGUGCUGCCAGUUGGUACUCCUUUGACUGUUGUUGGCGAGGCUGUCAAAGAUGACAUUGGGACAGUUCGGAUCCAGCGACCACACAAAGGCCCAUUUUAUAUCUCUCAUAAAACUAUUGACCAGCUCAUUGCAAAUCUUGGGAGAUGGGCAAGGUUGAUAUGCUGUACUUUCGAACUGUGGUACAAGUAUGCUUCAAUGGGUUUUACUGCUGUCGGUGUAUAUCUACUUGUGAAGCAUACUUUUCAUUAUAUGAUGGAAAGAAAGCGUCACUGGGAAUUGCGCAGGAGAGUUCUUGCUGCUGCUGCUAAAAGAGCAGGAGAUGAGGAUGAAGGUUCUGAUGCUACAGCUGAGAAUGGAGUGGAUAAUAAGGACCUCUUAAUGCCAGAUCUAUGUGUUAUAUGUCUGGAGCAGGAAUACAACUCAGUUUUUGUCCCGUGUGGUCAUAUGUGCUGUUGCAUGACGUGCUCUUCACACUUGACAAACUGCCCACUAUGUAGGAGACGGAUCGAGCAGGUUGUGAAAACUUUUCGCCAUUGAGCAGAAAGCUGCCUUGUUGAAAUGGCCAUUUUCUGACUCGCUCAUAAAAAUCAUUCGGAUAUUAACUUGUAGAUUGUAUUGAAAGCUGGAUUUUGUCAGAGUUUUAUGUCAUUAUGAUGUAUGUAUAAUAGCCUCUCUCCAUCUCAACGGUUAAACUAGCACUUCCACUUCUCGUUUUUGGCAAAAUUUUAUUUCCAAACAGAUCAA